AAUUUUAUAUCAGUUACGCUCAGACCGUCGAGUAGGACGGUCGUCCCGCACGGUGUUAACAGUGCUCUUUUACGCAGUUGAUAUUUCUUAGUGUUGUUUUUUAUUUUGGAUUAUUAUUUCUUUUGUUUGUUUGUGUGUGUGUUGUGUUUAAUUGUGUUGUUACAAUGGCUAUGGAGCCGCUGACUACGGUGCCUGUGGAUGAGUUAGAAUCGUGGGUGGAACUCAACUCGGGCGGCGGACUGGCCGCCGUCGAGAACGAGUACAUCAGACUCCUGAGGGAGGCACAGAGGGAGAGCCGCGACUCCUCCGUCAGACAUUCUCGCGCGUCCAGCGUUAAAGGCAGUCCAAAGUCUCCGCCUAACAGUCCGAACUUGGAGCCUUCCACUGAAGAUGAGCUAAAAGGAGUCUACAUUAACUGCUGGAGAGAUGACUCCAACGACUGGGUGUGGGAAUGGAGCAGUAGACCCGACCAGCUUCCCCCUAAGGACUGGCGGUUUAAGCACCCCACAAGCGCUCGCGGUCCACCAUCAGCUACCUCCUCCAUCGAGGUGCUGGAGCAGCAACUAGCCGCGCCUGUUAUGCAGCAGAGUCAUUGCCUGUCAGUCCGUCGCACUUGCCUGUUCAGCCGCGGCGCCAUCGCGGCCGUACUUCUCACCAACGUCGUGUCGCUUCUGCUCGGCGCCGGCAUCGGGAUGUGGCUGAGCAAGCGAGGUCUGUUGCCGCCCCGGCUCAUAGUGCUCAACUAAAAGACUGACGGAUGCACAUAGCUUUUUAUUAUUAGUUAUGCGAUUUCACGACAAAAGUAAAGAAAAUAUUGUAUACCUUAAAAAUAACUAGUCCACCAUCUUGUAUAUUCAGCCAUGUUGGAUUUAGGAUGACCUCACAUAGCUUAACAUGCAUUGUCAUCCAAACUAUGCAAAAUUUCAGCUCAAUCGGUUGAGGGCAAGUGCCUUAAAACUGAGUUGUAAAAUUCGUCAUCUGCCUAACCUUUUCCCAACUAUGUUGGGGUCGGCUUCCAGUCUAACUGGAUGCAGCUGAGUGUUAGUAUUGAAAAAAUGUAGUCAUUAUUAUCCAAAAUAUACUUUCGGUGACUUGCACCAUUUAACUAUAACGAUAACCGAACCAUUUUCAGUUGUCAAAUCGCCGAUGUGACCAAUGGGCGGCAAGUAUACGGCUGGUUAUAGAAAGUUAUAGAGCGGGUCUUAAAAAUAUUUAUAUACUUACAUAGAAAUUAACUGAUGAUUAAAAAAUCGGCCCUUAUUGAGAUUGCAAAUAGACGUAUAAAAAUAUCAUUAUGCAUAUCAAUAUUUAAAAUUAUUCUUAAACUAAAAAAUAAUUGGCACAAAGUUCAUUCUUGUAAGUGAUUUUUUUGUCGUCUAAUCGCAUAACUUUUAAAAACGAAAAUGUGCUAAUUAUAGAGAAGUAGUACGGUUACAAUUAUAUAACUUAAAACUCAAAGUUAAGCAACCAUCCCGAGCUAAAAAAAUGAUGGGUGUGCAAACUUUUAAAAUUCAAUUUAAGUUGUCUAACUCUAACUCGUAUCCAGACUGUCAUAUGUAUGUGUUGGAAGAAAAAAAAGAAAAAUUUCUAAUAUUAAUAAAAAAAUAAGAAAAAAUAGAAAAAAAAAUACUGUAUCUCGUAGUUCUUGGUACAUUUUUUUGUAUUUUUCUUAAGCAACAACUUUUUCGAAAAAAAAAUACUUCUUCGUGUCUAUGUUUGUUUUUUAAUGCCUUUUUUGAGGGUAGUCGAGUAAGACCUUUGACAGAUUGGUUUUGAUUUGACAAGGAACCCGAACGCCUCGUUAGUUCUAGUAACUGAUCACGGCUACCGCACAUUGCUUGAGCUGCAAGAAGGCGCCUGACCUACCUUCCUUAUGGCAUCUCCGCUAUCUUUCCCUCCUCCGUGGUCUUUUCUCAGGCAUUAAUAAACAAAUAUAAACUCAAUUAAUUGUAAACUAUGAAUAUUUUUUAUAUUAUAGUAGUUUAUAAGACAAAAUAAACACUGCAUUAGUUAGAAUUUAAGCUGUGUUUGGAGAUAAUUUUGAAAAAAAUUCAAUAUGCGUGAUGACAGGAUUAAAAUAUUCAGCCUUAAAAACCAACUUAAACACCUGUUGAACACUUGUCCAAACAGACCUUAUUUCAACGUCAUAAUCUGACCGCUUUUAGACAAAUGUUCAACAGACGUUUAAAAGUUUUUGAGGUACGACGGAUUGAUUCUAAUUGGUCCGCAUUUUAGAUUGGCAAAAAAUAUUGGACACGUAUUUUUUAUUUUAACAAAUCAUUAAAUAUUUACUAAGAUAUAAGGCAUUAAGAUUUGUAACGUCACGUCUAUGUAAAAUAUGUACUCAAAAGUGACGUAACACAAAAUUCAGUCGUGUUGUAUCUUCGUUGUUAUUUGUUAGUGAGAGAAAAGAAAAAUUACGUACCCAUUAUUUUAGGGUUACCUAAAAGACGGACAAAUUACUUUUUUUUAAUUUACCAUGCUUAUGCGAGCCAGGGCACUUGAGUGCAUAUUUUUCUUUGUAAAAAUAUGAUAGCCAUCUGAUUGGUUAAAAUUAUUUUCCAGCAAUUUUUGUUCGUUCCAAAAUUAUCUUCAAAUACAAAGAUCAUCAUUUUUCGUUUUAAAUGCAAGUAUUGUGAAAGCAUAAUACUUUUUCCUUUGCCAUUUUGAAAAAAAAAAAUCACAUCUCGUUGUCUCUGUGAUUGACAAAAAACCUUAUUUAUUGUCUAUGAUAGUGUUGCCAGAAACAGCACUAUUGUAUUUUAUUUAUAUAAACUUUAUGUCAAAAGUUUUUAGUUUAAAAAACGUGGUUUAGAAAUGUUCUUAUUUUUUCGUUGUUAGAAGAAUUGGCUAGAUAAUUUUUUUUUGUUUAAUUGUGGAGUAUAUUUUGAUGAUUUUAUGCAUUAUUUAUAUAGAAAAACAGGUUGAAUCACACGUGUUGAGUGUUGAUUCCGAAUUUUGUUAACUCUUGAUUCAUAAUUAUUGUUAUAACUUGGCUGAAAUAGAGGCGUAUGCUACAUCACAUGAUUUGAAUAUUACACCUUCAUUUAUUUUACUGGAUUAUAACCUUUACUAUUUCGUAAGUGAGCGUGUUUAUAAUACGACCAAGUCUCGAAAAUAGCCUUUAUGAAAUAAACAGUUCUUUAAAUUAAUGCUACACAAUUAAGUUUGAUGAUAAUUUACGCAUCGAGAAAGUUCGCUUUCAAAAUCACACUAGACAAUCUAUUGUAAAAACCACUGCUGUCUAGCAGUUAUAUGAAAGUUUUUUUUAUAUAAAUAAUGCAUAAGUUGAAUUCUAUACUCCAUUAAUUUAAUACUGUGAUAGUAAAUUAGAAAAGAAACGCUAAAACACGUAACAAAUAUUUCGCGCGCUUUGCUUUCCGCCAUAUUGGAAUUCGUUCGGCAACCUUCGUGUAUCUUCGGUUGCCGUUCGGGUGUUUUUUAUUUUACUAUCACAAAAUUGUAAAUAUUAUAUGUUGUGUCAUUUUAAUCAUUAGGUUUAAGGCGCUUAAAAUAUAAGGAUAUGCAUUUUUAUUAA
This is a messenger RNA of Helicoverpa zea (corn earworm), 3538 nucleotides long. RefSeq names its product BCL2/adenovirus E1B 19 kDa protein-interacting protein 3 (gene BNIP3). The transcript is spliced from 7 exons. Gene Ontology annotation, biological process: positive regulation of apoptotic process; mitochondrial outer membrane permeabilization. Bases 165 to 746 code for a protein of 193 amino acids. NCBI's taxonomy places the organism in Eukaryota, Metazoa, Arthropoda, Insecta, Lepidoptera, Noctuidae. Gene Ontology annotation, cellular component: nucleus; mitochondrial envelope; mitochondrial outer membrane. The record is from RefSeq and is a predicted model, not a curated record.